This is a messenger RNA of Phytomonas sp. Hart1, 1926 nucleotides long. The record is from the annotation of a GenBank genome assembly. Lineage: Eukaryota; Euglenozoa; Kinetoplastea; Trypanosomatida; Trypanosomatidae.
AUGGUUGAUAAUGAUCUGCCUAAGGUCACUGAAACGUUGACCUUUACUUCAUCGGCUGCUCACGCUGCAGAGCAUAGGGAUCACCGUCCCUUUUCAGAUAAAUCUAAAAAAAACGCUGACACUCCAACUUUACCUGCUCCCAUCGUUCUAGAGGAAAGUGAACCUUCUAGACAUCAGCCACACGAUCCCAUGAGUAAUGAGAUGUUAUCCCAAAAUAGCACCCCCCGCAUCGAUAACGAGGCGCUAUCAUUACAUAUGAGGGAAGAUUCACAGAACCAUAAAUCCUCACAAUCACCCAAGGCCCCCGGCACCUGCUUUCCCGACGGGAAUAAUCGCAACCAAUAUCGAAUACUAACCUUACCAGAGGAUCUAGACACGUCUUUUCAAUCAGGUUAUAAAAAGCCUGAAGGGUUUGGUGCCUCUAUUGGAUACGGAAGCAAUACCAACUCAGUAGAAGAACCUAUUACUAUGGGAGAAGAGUAUUGGACGCGAACCGUUCACGACAUUCCCUCUCCGAACUACGAUAGCAUUCACCAACUUCCCAUCGCGAUGCUAAAAUUUUUAGUGGAAGAGAUUCAAAAUACGCCCCCACUACAAAUUGUUUGGACCAUUUUGCUCGUAGUUGGUCUACUUGGGGGGAACGUGCUCCAGGUGAUUGGGUUGAACUUUUGGUUAACAAAGUUCCCCGCGGAUGGGGCACCGGGAAAUUAUACCAUUUUUACUGUCUCCAGUCUUAUCUUUGCGUUGUUUUUCUCUGUUGCGCUCGGAAUUUAUGUUAUAAUUCAUUCGCCUAAUUUGUCUUUUGUCUGGAAUGUGUAUGGCCUCAAGCUACUGGUUCUUGCCGGAGUAUUUGAUGCGGUGAGCAGCACGUUAUCUAUUUACUCCGCCUCGCAUACACCUGAAAUACUUCAGACACUCUUCACCGCCUUUGUUCCCGUUUAUACAGCGGUCUUGGCAAAGUGUUUUUUAAACGAUGCUCGGCAGUAUCUUAACCGCUGGACAAUUUUGAGCUUUUCGCUCAUUGUUUCGGGGGUAGUCAUUGCAUCGAUCUCUAAUUUAUGGCCUGCGUAUACCAAAGAAAAGAGUAACAACGAGCAGCCCUCCGAGGGCCCCACAAGAGACCAGGCGAUCUGGAGCUUCCUUUUCUUCCUGUCCGUCUUUCCCACCGUGUUUAUGAAUAUCACGCAAACGAUCUACAUGGCGCGCUAUACCCAAGAAGAAGUGGAGGUGAAUAUCAUGGGCCGACUGGAAGUCUUCGGCCCGCCCCACGACAGGCUAGGGGACGACGCCAAGCCCGGCGAGGAGGCGGCCACCCCGUCCGUGGCUGGGAUGGUCCCCAUGGCGGUUUCGGCCACGACCCCCCCCCCUUCCUCCCCUUCUUCUUUACCCCUCCUUCUCCCUCUCCGUGGGGAGGAUAUCGCGGUGAAGCUGGUGAUGCUUACCGUGGACACCACCGUGCAGUUUCUCUUCGCCCUCGCCUUCAUGCCGAUGGACGCGUUGCCGUGGUUUGGAGGGAGUCGCUCCGUGUCGCAGACCUGGUCGAACUUCCUGGGUGGCCUUCACAGCUUGGUGAGGAGCCCGGGGAAUAUCGAGUUCUGUGGGGUCUACAGCGCGGGCUUCGUGCUGACCUACCUGACUUCUUCCUACCUCAACCAGCGCAGUGUCACGCUGUGCUCGAUGGUGAGCCAGCUGACCUCACCCACCACGGCCAUCGUCCUGCUGGUCUUCCCCGGGCUGAACCUCAGUGGGGAGGUGGUGCCCUGGGUGGUGAGCGGGCUUGCGGUGCUGCUGCUCCUGGUGGGGGUCCUUGUGUACGUCGUGUGGGACACAAAGACAAGCACGGUCCGCGCGGAGGUCGGCGAUCGCCGGCUGGCGGCGCCUUUGCUCUCACACGCAAACGCCAGCAAUAGCACGAACUCCGGAUGA